AUGCUGAUAACUCUUUCUGCCAAAGACGAGCAAAACUUUGGAGAGUUGGUCGGUUUUUUGAAAGAAUUAAAAGCAUUAUCUUUGAAGUCCGUCUCUCCGAUAAUUUGCCAAGAAUUUCUUUCACAGAAGUUUUCCCAUUUCGAAGCCAUUCUACACAAGAAUCUGAUUCCCCUGCUUCGCAUUUCCAGCCUUUCACCAACAGUAUCAGAUGCCCCACCUGCUUUCACAGGGGUGCAAGGGGGAGAAAAGAUAGAUCAAAUAAAGUUUGUGGAACAAGUAAAAACUUGCGAAGGGAUGAAGACAACUACAGAAGAUGCGAAGGUAGUUGGAAAGAUAUACCCUUCGAAGGUGGUGGCAAAGGCAACUGUUGUUUCUGCUGGUCCAGUUACUUCAACUGUGAUCACAACAGUUCCAAUUCCAAAACCUAUCUCAAAAGGAGUAGUAAUUGGCGAGAGGCUCCGAUCCGGAGCAAUCAGAAGUAAGCACGUGGCUCGCAUGCGAGCCUCCAGGUGGCUCGCUUCGCAGGUCGACACGAGAAGGGCAGGUGGCGGUCUCGGAUUGGUUCAGCGCUUCGGUCCACUCGGAAGGCGAUAG
Molecule: messenger RNA, 594 nt
Organism: Lactuca saligna
Lineage: Eukaryota; Viridiplantae; Streptophyta; Magnoliopsida; Asterales; Asteraceae
Source: the annotation of a GenBank genome assembly